AUUUUCUCUAAUCAUUCAAUGAAGGCUCUCCUUUAUUUUGACUUGACCAUCACGAAUCCUAGUAUUCCUCUGCCACAUAUGUGGAAAGGAGGAUGAAAGUCAAGCUCUUACGCUUUCAAACAGAGUGGCAUGGUGUUGCUUCAUGGACUUGGGAUGCCCAGGAUGAAACAUGUGGCAUCUGUAGGAUGGCAUUUGAUGGUUGUUGUCCUGAUUGUAAGCUUCCUGGGGAUGAUUGCCCACUAAUUUGGGGUGCAUGCAACCAUGCGUUCCAUCUUCAUUGCAUCUUGAAAUGGGUGAAUUCACAGACCUCGCAAGCACAUUGCCCAAUGUGCCGUAGGGAAUGGCAGUUCAAAGAAUGAGAGAAAAAUAAAUGAAUUCCAAGUUAAAUGAAUGAAUACCAGAUCUUCUCCCUCUCUCUCCCUCUGUGUGUGUCUGUUUGCGUGCUUGCUACUCUUCAAGGACCUCUCAAGAACAUUGCCCCAUCUAGUGUUGAAGCUCCUCUUGUGCAGCCUCCAAUACUACAGGCAAUUUAAUUAAGGGAUGCCACUUGUAGCAACCUGUUAAAAUGGUGAACUUGGCUUAUAUAAUUUUGUGGCUAAACCUACAUUACUACUAGAAGUUUGUGUUAAUGUGGAUUAUAUAUUUGUUUAAUGCAGAUCUGUCAAUCAAAUCAAUUUCUUGUACUAGGAGCUGUUGUGGUUUGCUUAGUAACAGCCCAAUUAUCUAGAAGUAAAAACUAUUUUGCUUGAUUUUA
Quercus lobata is the source of this 754-nucleotide messenger RNA. RefSeq names its product anaphase-promoting complex subunit 11. The coding region runs from base 93 to 359 and encodes 88 amino acids. The record is from RefSeq and is a predicted model, not a curated record. Gene Ontology annotation, biological process: anaphase-promoting complex-dependent catabolic process. Gene Ontology annotation, molecular function: zinc ion binding; cullin family protein binding; ubiquitin protein ligase activity. NCBI's taxonomy places the organism in Eukaryota, Viridiplantae, Streptophyta, Magnoliopsida, Fagales, Fagaceae. The transcript has 5 exons. Gene Ontology annotation, cellular component: anaphase-promoting complex.